AUGAAAUCUAUAUACCCAGAUAAUUCUGCUAGUCAUGUGCACCUAAUGGGUUACCCAUAUCCAUAUGGGUUAGAUGCCAUCCAUCCACAUCCAUGUGGGUUGGAUCAGGGUCGACCCCCAUCCAACCCAAAGUGCGGAUUGGUUAAGCCUAGCAUGGUUAAGAUAGUAUUAAUUAAUAUUAUAUGCUAUGGGGUUAUAUAUCCUAUCUACUCUAGAGUACCUAUCACCUCUUUAUCCACUUACUUUUCUAAUUCUUAUGCACUAAGCAGUUAUAUUAUUAUUACUACUUAUUCUAAGCUAUAUACUGCGCCUAGCUGCUUCUGGGCUAGCAGUCCCUAA
This is a messenger RNA of Aspergillus novofumigatus IBT 16806, 339 nucleotides long. RefSeq lists its product as uncharacterized. NCBI's taxonomy places the organism in Eukaryota, Fungi, Ascomycota, Eurotiomycetes, Eurotiales, Aspergillaceae. The transcript has 4 exons. The record is from RefSeq and is a predicted model, not a curated record. The coding region runs from base 1 to 339 and encodes 112 amino acids.